Cyprinodon tularosa is the source of this 1017-nucleotide messenger RNA. It is a transcript of the gene atg10, whose product is annotated as ATG10 autophagy related 10 homolog (S. cerevisiae). The coding region runs from base 50 to 736 and encodes 228 amino acids. Gene Ontology annotation, molecular function: Atg12 transferase activity. Gene Ontology annotation, cellular component: intracellular anatomical structure. NCBI's taxonomy places the organism in Eukaryota, Metazoa, Chordata, Actinopteri, Cyprinodontiformes, Cyprinodontidae. Gene Ontology annotation, biological process: protein modification by small protein conjugation; protein lipidation; macroautophagy. The record is from RefSeq and is a predicted model, not a curated record. The transcript has 6 exons.
GGUUCUGCCAGAACAGGUCAACGUUCUUACCCGUUCGCUUCCUUUAGAGAUGAACUGCAGAGCCCUGGAUGAGGAGCGGUUCUGUCGGUGCUGCCGUCUGAUCCUCCGGCGCUCCGACCAGCUGAGGGACGGCUGGAGCUGGGAGGCGCUUCAGGGCUCAGAGGGCUACCUGAGGAAGACCACGCUCCGCCACCUCCCCGCUGGCUGGGGGCCCGAACAGGACGGGGGGGAAUCUCCGGGAGCGGAACCAGCGGCCCUGCAGCCGGAUCCGCUGGUCUCCACUGCUUCUGAGGAAGAGGAUGCUGACCUCAGGUUGCCUAGCAACAGCAGCAGCCCGGUUCUUCAGUGGGAGUACCACAUCCUGUACUCCUGCAGCUACGCUACGCCUGUUCUCUACUUCAGAGCCUUCACUCUGGAUGGAAGGAGUCUGACGUUAGAGGAGAUGUGGAAAUCCAUCCAUCCAAACUUCGGGCUCCGCCUUCAGAACUGUCCUCUGAACGCAGUGAGUCAGCAGGAGCACCCCCUGCUGGGUCAGCCUUUCUUCUUCCUCCACCCGUGUAGAACAGAGGAGUUCAUGGGGCCCGUGCUGCAGGCGGCUCUGGACCAUGGCAGGUCGGUGAACUAUGUCUUAUCCUGGCUCAGCGUGGUGGGGCCCAUGGUGGGGUUGGAGGUUCCUCUAGAGUACUCCACAGAACUUCACGCUGCCGGGUGCCUCAGCAGCACCGACCCAGACUGAUGGUCCAGCUGCUCCUGAAGAUGUCAGGGACCCUCUGCGGCCUUCCAGAACCUCUUGUCCUACACUGGAUUGACUGUACUGAGUACUAGUUACCCCGGGUCACUUGUUGUCUGUGGUUCUGGUGAUGAUCACCACAGUCCAGAUCCUUCUGCUGGUUGGUGUCAGGAUGUGUUGGUUCUACAGAACUCUGACCCGUACUGAAUAAAUGAGGCCUGGUUUACAAUGAUGCUGAUGGUUCUGUUCGUCUCUCAGACUCGAUAAAUAAAAAUGUCUUCAGAGAA